AUGGCUGGAAUGGCCACAGAUGCCAUGAUGCCAGAAGAUUUCCAUGUAUUGAAAUGCAAUUGGGCGAGCAAAGAUGGCGACUGCAAGAACGCCACCGAUGCUCAGUGUUGGAUCACGUCCUGUCAGCACGUCCUUUGUGACGAACAUGCCAGGCUGGCCUUUGCCAACGGCGAUUCUUGCCCAAUUUGUGGCUAUGAUGGGGCCAAGGUCAUGCGUGUGUCCAGGGAGGGCCGUGAUCAAGCCAGAAAAGGUCUCUUACCAGGUUUGACACCAUCCGAGAUUAUGGACUCAGCGGCUCGGAACAUUGAAUUUUGGGUUCGACAGAAAGCCUUGGAAUGCGAGCAACGCCAUGAACGCUGCUUGCAGAUGGAGAAGCGCUGUGAAGAGAUGUCGAAGUUGGCGGAGGAGCAAAUGCAAACCUAUCAGAUGAAGUGUCAACAGAUGGAAGACAUGCAGCUGGCGUUGCAAAAGAAGCUCGAUGUCUUGGAGGCUGACCGAAACAGGGCACAACUACGAAUCCAAACCUUGCAGAAGGAUUGUUCCGAAGCAGAAAUGCGAUAUCAACAUGUGCAGAGGCAAAUUUGUGAGCUUGAGGGAGUGCUUCGCACAUCCACAAGCAAGCUUGCAGGCUUGCAAACCAGACCAGCUCCAAGCCUUCCGAUUUCCGAGCGCCAUGAACGACAUGAACGACAUGAACGACCGGAGCGCCAUGAUCCAGGCAAGUCCUUGAAUCUGGAAGGUGCUUGGCGUGGAUCCACGUCCAUGUCACCAGGCCCACCCAUGGGUGCCACGGGUGCCAUGGGUGCCAUGGCUAUGGCCAUGGGGCACUUCAGCCAGCCCCGGAAGGAGGUGGCUCCAGGCAGCCCCAAGCGUGUGAUGCAACCACCUCCACCCCGCUUCACUCCUGGCUAUUUGAGUUCUGCUCGGAUGCCCAGUGGGAACCCUGCUGGACAGCUGAUCCUACACAGCACAUGCCAUUUGGGCUCCAAUGGCCAUGACUUGCAGAUGUGUGGAAUCUUGCGUCUGUUGGAACUCCGAAGGGUUGGCUACGGGGUUGUCAGUGGCUUGGGGACUCGUCGUGCCGCUGUUGUGGUCUCCUUUGAUUUGGACGACACCCUGUGGCCAGUUGUGCCAGUGGUAGAAGAGGCCAAUCAGCAGAUUGCAAAGGCUCAUGAAGAACUAGCAGCAGAAGAGGUUUUCGCUGCCAUGCGGCGCCUACGCCGCCAGCCUGCCUGGGAGAACUCCAGUUAUGGCGAUGUGAGAUGUGCGGCUUACACGGAACUGCUGGGUGAUAAAACCGCAGCGGAAGCAGUUCUGCAGCAAUGGAUUUGUGCUCGCAAUGAAGCUGGGGCCAUUCACCUCUACUCAGAUGUCAUUCCUUGCUUGGAGGGGCUCGCUUCCUCUGGCGCCAUGGUCGGGGCAAUUACCAAUGGUCUUAGCAACCCGAUCGAAAUCCCCAAACUCUCGGAGUUUUUCGAUUUCUGCGUCUCCGCCGAGGAGGACCGGGGACCGACCAGGAUUGGCAUCCGAAAAGGCCAUUUGGUGCCGGAUGAUCCCUCCAGGAAUGGUUUUGUAAUUGGACAUAAUUGGACCAUGCGAACCAGGUCAUGA
Cladocopium goreaui is the source of this 1611-nucleotide messenger RNA. NCBI's taxonomy places the organism in Eukaryota, Dinophyceae, Suessiales, Symbiodiniaceae. The record is from the annotation of a GenBank genome assembly.